This is a messenger RNA of Quercus lobata, 2628 nucleotides long. RefSeq lists its product as uncharacterized. The record is from RefSeq and is a predicted model, not a curated record. The transcript has a single exon. Gene Ontology annotation, molecular function: zinc ion binding. Lineage: Eukaryota; Viridiplantae; Streptophyta; Magnoliopsida; Fagales; Fagaceae. The coding region runs from base 1 to 2628 and encodes 875 amino acids.
AUGGGUCGUCACUGCUUCUACGUUUACUAUGAUGGGGAACAGUAUUUCCAUGACUUGCAUGGGCUGUCCUAUAAAGGCGAGUCAGUGAAGCAGAAGUUCAUUGAGUUGAAAUGGGGAACACACUUGAGAAAAAUGCACCGGAAGAUAAUGGAAGCUCUACGGUUGGACAAGGAGUCACAUAAGAUAUCCAUUGUGUACCGUGCCCCCCAGAUACUUGUGAGUACUCAGGUUGUCUACAACUCAAAUCCGUUGGGUUGCGAUGCUGACGUGGACAUGAUGUGGGCAGUGAUUAAGCGGAACCCCCAGUUCAUAGCGUCCGACUUGUAUGUAACUGUUGAGGCUGUUGGGUUCCAUGGUAGUGCAAGUUCACAGCAUGCCAGUGGGGUGGAAGAGCCACACUCAUUGUCGGUUGACGUGCAUCCUCCCUUUGCCUAUGCCACGCCUUUCUCCUACAAUAAUCAACCAUGUAGUGCGGUUGAUCAUUUGGACAACACCAAAGUGGUGGGCGCCACCAAUACACAUGAUGUGGGAGGGUCUACUCACACAUAUGAGCAUGUCCAAGCUGAUAUGGACGGGGAAAUUGAUAUUGAUGCCAGCCGAGAUGUGUAUGAAGAGUUCAUUGAUACUGAUGGACCAGUGGACGACGCGGAGGUCUUAGAUGUACCACUGAUCGAAAAUAACGAGGAGGAUUGCCUUACAAUAGUUCCUAUCCCAGAAUGGUUCACAUCAAACACAUGGGACAAUAUUAAUGACCCAUCACCUGCAUUGGGUACAGGACAUCUUACAAGUUGGCAUAAAGGUGACCACCCAGCAAGGGGGAUGCUAUUCAAGAAUAAAGCCUCUGUUCAAUAUGUGUUGACCCUCUACUCUGUGGAGCAUAAUAAGCAAUACAAGGUCAUCAAGUCUGACACCAAUAGGCUGGUAGUGCGGUGUAAGAAUGAGGCAUGUCUGUGGUCAAUUCGGGCCAAUUGCAGCAAGAAGCACGGGAUGUGGGUUAUCAGUACAUGUAAGGGUCCCCAUAGUUGCUCAUCCCUCCAGCUACCAACUGAUGGGCGGAUGAUGGAUUCAAAGUUCAUCUCCAUUGCACUUGAGAAGUAUGUACGGGAAGACCUAACCCGAAAGGUAAGGGACUUGCGUAGUAUGUUGCAUGCAAGGCAUGGGCAUGAUGUAACUAUGUACAAGGUUUGGGAAGCCAAACAGAAGGCAGUUGCACGUAUUUACGGGGAUUUUGACAAGUCGUACGCAGAAUUGCCACGAUUUCUAGCUGCAUUGUCUGAUGCAAAUCCGGAUACUGUGACCACAUUAAAGUGUGACCCCCAUGUCCCGGGGACUUGUAUAUUCAACUCCGCGUUUUGGGCUUUCGGUCCGUGUAUUAGAGGGUUCAGGCAUUGCAAGCCAGUGAUAAGCAUAGAUGCAACGCACCUCUAUGGCAAGUACAAAGGAAAGCUGUUGAUAGCAAUGGCAAUAGAUGGUAACAACGAGGUUUAUCCACUCGCAUUUGCCGUUGUCGAAAGCGAGAGCACGGAGACAUGGGGAUGGUUCUUGGCAUGCCUGUUGACCUAUGUUACAGACCGCACCAAUUUGUGUAUAAUAUCCGACAGGCAUCGUGGGAUACAAUCAUGCUUCGAUGACACCACUAGGGGCUACUUGCAACCGCCCUUAACACAUCACCGGUAUUGCCUCCGCCAUUUAGUAAGCAAUGUUAACACUAACUUCAAUAGUGUGCCGUUGAAGAACUUGGUAUGGAACGCAGCAACUGCGAAUCAAGUUAGGAAGUUUGAGAACACCAUGGAUUGCAUCAAGAAUGUCAACCCGGCUGCGUACGACUAUCUUAAGGAGGUAAAUCAAGAAAAGUGGACACUUGUACAUGACCAUGGGCACCGAUAUGGGGCAAUGACAACCAACCUGUCAGAGUGUUUCAAUGGGGUACUUAAGGGCGCACGUAGCUUGCCCAUAACUGCAAUGGUGAAGUUUACAUUUUACAAGGUGAACUCAUACUUUGACGAAUGUCGAAACAAAACCCUAGAGAAGUUGGAAGAGGGGCAAGUGUGGUGCAAAUAUGCCUAUGACAAGUUCGAGGAAAAUCAAGAGAAGGUGAAGCUCCAUAUUGUUAGAAGGAUGAGUGCGCAACAACGGUUAUAUACAGUGGAGAUACAGUCUUCACUGUUGAACACUGGCGGGGGAGAUCACACCCAUAGGGUUUCCCUCAUAGACAUGACAUGCACGUGCGGCAAAUGGGAAGCAAACAAGAUCCCUUGUUCCCACUUGAUAGCAGUUUGUGCCAAACACAACCAUGAUGCCACUGAGUAUAUGCAUCAUUUCUACCGCCUUGAAGAACGGUAUCACAGCUAUGAGCCUAUAUUCCAACCACUAAAAGAUAGGUUAGAAUGGCCGGAGCCAGCAGAAAGGAGAACCGUGAUGCCAAACCAGCGGUUGAUCCGUGAGAAAGGUCGGCCAAAGUCCACGAGAAUCCGUAAUGAGAUGGAUGACGAGGAUAGGGAGUUGCCAACCUCAUUGUGGAUUGAGAAUGGACCAAAGUUGAAGUGUGGGUUGUGUCACCAAGAGGGUCAUAACCGUCGUACAUGUCCAACUCGAAAUGUGGCUUCAACAAGCCAUGGUGCUAUGUAG